AGCCUCAAAAUACAUAAGCUGAAGGUGUGUGCUCUGCGCAUGAGCAGCCAGGCCCGAAGCCGCAUCCUCAAGGCUGGAGGCAAGAUCCUCACCUUCGACCAGCUGGCCCUGGACUCGCCCAAGGGCUGUGGCACCGUGCUGCUGUCCGGGCCACGCAAGGGCCGCGAGGUGUACAGGCACUUUGGCAAGGCCCCGGGCACCCCACACAGCCACACCAAACCCUACGUCCGCUCCAAGGGCCGGAAGUUCGAGCGUGCCCGAGGCCGAAGAGCGAGCCACGGCUACAAGAACUAA
Molecule: messenger RNA, 294 nt
Organism: Elephantulus edwardii (Cape elephant shrew)
Lineage: Eukaryota; Metazoa; Chordata; Mammalia; Macroscelidea; Macroscelididae
Product: ribosomal protein L18-like
Exons: 1
Biological process (GO): translation
Cellular component (GO): cytosolic large ribosomal subunit; ribosome
Molecular function (GO): structural constituent of ribosome; RNA binding
Source: RefSeq, a predicted model, not a curated record